UGGUCCAUUCCCAUCAUGCUACACCUCUCUCAACUCCUGAAGAUAGAUCUGUAUCUUCUGCUAAACCUCUUUCUUCUUCUCUGUCUCCUUCAUCAUCUUCUUCGUCUCCAUCUUCAUCCUCUUCCUCAUCUUCAUCAUUUUUUAUGAAAUCAGGUUCUUUAGACUCCACUGAGUCUCUUUCUCAGUCUUUUCUUUCCUCUGGACCUUCUUCAAGCUCAUCAUUCUCAUCUGCUUCCAAAACCUCUAGUGUUGAAUCCCAGUCAGCUUUAAAAAAUAGACUUUCACAUUCUAAAAAAGCUUCUCGUAUAUCCUCUAAUACAGAUUCUUCCCCAUUAUCCUCUAACUCACAAGCUGAGCUUCCAGCUUCAUCAUCAUCAAGGCCAUCAUCCUCUGCAGAUCCCAUUAACUCAUCGUUUUUCUCAUCACCAUCAUUAUCACCCUCACCAUCACCAUCAAUAUCAUCAUCACCAUCUCGACCAUUAUCGCCACAAUCACUACCACAAUUGAAGGCACCUACUUUCAAAUCUUCGUCCUUUGCACCCAAAAUUUCCAAGUCAGGGUCCUCUUCCCCUACACCUCAAGCACGAUCUGACCCAUCCUCCUCAGGCUCCUUUGCCCAAGUACAUUUUCCUUCUGCUAAACAGGAAGACUCUAUAUCACAACCAGGUGCUAAAUCUGCAACAGCUCUAUCUCCUGGUUCCAAAAAAGAACGAUAUUCUUCAUCUUCUCCAUCUAUCACCAAUGAUAAUCCAACUGGCCGUAAUCUCUAUCCUUCUUCGAACUUAGGAAAAGUCUCAAAGCGCAGACAGCGAAAGCUGCCACGCACUAAUGUUAUUCAAGGAGCAGGACAAGAUCCAACUAAGGGUAAAAGUAUAAUGAAGAAUGCUGAUAAAGUAGGAAAGUUGAGGUCAAGAUAUUAACGCCAAACUCUAUGGAAGAGGAAGACUCAAAUAACCUCCUCCUGUCACAAGAAGAGACCGAGGCAUUUCAAAAUAUGAUUGUCAAUCUAUUGAGUGCUAAUGCAGAAGAGUUGGAAGAAAGAGAACACCACAGAAAAUUAGAGAAGAACUAUGGCUUCAAAUUCAAUGACAAUAGAGAGGCAGAGGAAGACGAGUUAAUAUGAAUCUCUCGGGAAAAUUGUACUUAUAUGAUUUUAUUUAUUUUAAGUUUCUUUUGGGGUCUCUUCAGCUUCUGAGGUCAUGAUCACGUAAAUCUCUUCACCUUUUUUAAUCAUUGUAUAAGACAUCCAUAUUAGCAUUUAGAUUAUUUUGACUUUCUUUUUGUACAACUGUAUUUUGUUGAGUUUUCAUCUUGUUAAUGUGAUUAAAUUAAAUCAUUAUUAAGGGUAAAGUCUACAACAUCAUAAAUCAUCUGUCAGUCUAAAUCACAACAGUAUUGACAAAAAAGAGAAAGGAAAUUGCUGAUUUAAUGCAGUAAAAAGAAAUAUGUAUAAUGAUUUAGAUAGGAAACUAUACCAUCUUGCCAUAUCUUGCUUUAUAUUAUUUAGGAACUAUGUUUGUGAAAAUGGAUCUUCAUUUAAGCAAAAUCUGUGAAGAAAGUAUUUGUUCAGUAUAUUUUUGAUUUUCCAGCUUUAUAUGAAACUUAUAUAUAGCUCAAUAUAUAUAUUUGUAUGUAGAUGUUUAAACACAUACAGGCAUACACAGUCAAACACACACACACUCACACAUACAAAUAAAAAGAUUGAAUGGAAGAACAAUUACAAGCAGAUAAAAGAUACACAUGCACAGUUUUGUUGUUGCAUUUUGAUGUUUCCUUUUGCAAAUUACUGCACCAAUCACAGGUUAUAUAAGUAUGGAAAAAGCAUGUUACCUCAGUCAGAUCAUUCUAAAAUAUAACAUUUUAUACCAGAUAUAUUACUGAUACUAAAGGAUGAUUUACAGUCCACUGUGUAAGUUCUCAUUUAUUCUAAUACUAAGUACAGGUAUUAUCACUUGGAUUGUUAAUCCAGAGAUAUCCAUAUGUAUCAUAGGCUUUUCUUUUGUUUUCUGGAAUGAUGUUUCUAGUCAGUGUCUCUCCAAGUAUUAGUUCAUUAAAAGGAGUAUAUGUGUACCUACAUUUUCAAGGAUUUAAAAGAAAACAUUAAGUACUUCUAAGAGAUGUUGAUGUGUACAUUGAAGCUCAAUUUGCGAUCACCUUUUCCUUGGUUUGGAUAAAAGCCAAGUGCAUAAGAGCAAUCUGUUUUUAUAUUGGUUGUGUACAGUUAGAUAAUAAUAAUAUCUGCAGUGGAAAUUAUGUGCAUGUAUAUGCAGUAUAUAUAUGUAUAUGUUUGUGACUAUCUUAGAUAUUGAGAAAGAAAGAAGAAAAGAAUGAAUGUGUGUGCAAGAAAAAACAUUAUAAAAUAAACUAAACAGAAUAUGCGAAAGAGGGUGUUUGUAAUAUAUGUAGAUAAACAUACAUAGACAUGUGUAUUUCUGUAUAUACAUACCAUACAGCUCAGAUUUAUGGCCAUAUAUAUAAAACAAGCAAUCAUGUUUCCUGCAUAUUAGCAGUCUAAAUGAUGUUACUAACUUUGCUAAAAACAUUUAACCAACCAUUUAACACUCCUAAACUAAGAUGAAGAUCACUUUUCUUUGAUGUGUGAAUAUUCAGUGCAAUCUUGUGCAAUAUUCAGAAAAUAAAAUGUGGGUGUUGUAUAAAAA
Molecule: messenger RNA, 2660 nt
Organism: Penaeus vannamei (Pacific white shrimp)
Lineage: Eukaryota; Metazoa; Arthropoda; Malacostraca; Decapoda; Penaeidae
Source: RefSeq, a predicted model, not a curated record